AUAAAUUACUAGUUGCGUUUACAUGAUAGCCGGGUUGGGACUUCACACCUCGCCAACCCGGGUAACCCUUCUCGAGACCCGGGUUGACCCGGGUUGGCUAGGUGUAAAGGUGUGAAAAUUGUGCUGAAUUCCUCAUGUAAACACGGGUUGGCUUGACCCGGGCUCGUGUAAAAUGCGGCUGGACUUUGGAAGCAAAUAUCCUGUCACACACGCAUAUCAUAUUGCAUUUAGCGCGCGUAACUUCUCUCCGCUAGUAUGGCAAGCAGAAGUAAAGCCGCUCGAACGGACAAAAAUGUCGCAAAAAAAACCCAACAGCCUCAGUUUCAGUGGUCGCCCAAAAUGGUCGAACACUUGAUAUUGUGUUUGAAACAAUAUAAGUCCGAGAUGGACUACAAGAACGUAGACUUUAACUCGGAUGUUGUGGCCAUGUAUUCCAGACUGCGAGAAGACAUGGCGCUAGCUUUUGACGCAGAAUAUUUUGGGCCAUGUGAUGUUCCCAUUCAAGAUAGCGACAUAGAGCUAACGAAGGAAGAAGAAACUGCGUUUCUGGCGGAAGUAACGAAAGCCAAAUCCCUAAUAUCCAAGGGAUAUAACCGAAUAAAAGAAAAAAUUCGGCAAAUCCGGAAGGCGUACAAUAACGCCGUUACCAAUGGCACGAGAUCUGGGUCAGGAAGAGUUGUUCAGGAAUAUUAUGAUGAAUUGGCCCAGAUUUGGAAAGGAAGCCCUGCAACGGAGCAACUUCAGUUUGGUAUAAGCUCCAACACCACUGAAAGUACUAGCACAUGCACCACACCCAACAGGGCCAGCACUAGUAGCACAUCACCCUCCACUGCAUCCAACACACCAUCACCUGAGGCAGAUCUUGAUACAUCACAAGACACUAUCGAAGGCACUCUACUAGAUGGUGAAAGCGAUGAAGAAAACGAUUUUGAACAGGCACCUGAGCCAAGAAAAAGGCCACUGUCAUCAACAGCAAGAAUAGUGGACAAUAAACGAAAGCAUCUUGAGAAACCACUUUCUGCUGCAAAAAGAGAUGAAGUUCUUCUCCGUGCAACAAAAGAAGAUAUUGCCUUAAAGAAGCAGCAUAUGACAAACAUGCAAGAAAGUCAAAAUGCCCUGAUGGAAAUGGCAAAAUCUAUGUCAGCAUCACUUAACACACUUGGGAAAAAUGUUAGUGAUGGCCUUGGUCUAUUGGCAAUGGCUCUGAACCCAAAUGUGAUGCAAAUGGCCCAUACAUUUGGAAAUAGGCCCAAUAACCCUCACCCGCCCAUCAAUCAACCAGGAUCACAAGAAUUUUAUCCCCCCAAUUUCCCUAAUCAACAGGAAAUGCAUGUGCCGCAGCAGCCUUAUAUGGGACAACAGCAAAUAAGUCAUGCGAACACAUCUAGAAUGCCAGCUGGCAGUAAUGAUGAAGCAAACUUCAUGCAGCAAAGGUUUCAGUAUGGACAAAACAACUUGCCAAGUUCAAAUGGAAAGACAUAUGAACAAUUAUAGAUGGAAACAUACGAAACAUUUUUAACUGCUAAUAUCGCUAGCCAAUUCUAUUCUAUUUCAUUUGCACACAUUUUAUUACUUCACAUGUUAUUAGUUUGCAUAAUCUUGGAAAGUUUAGUUCAUUAAAUCACAUUGAGGGGAGUCACUGAGGGCACAAGGGAAUAAUUGUAAU
Molecule: messenger RNA, 1666 nt
Organism: Dendronephthya gigantea
Lineage: Eukaryota; Metazoa; Cnidaria; Anthozoa; Malacalcyonacea; Nephtheidae
Exons: 2
Coding region: 256-1494 (412 amino acids)
Source: RefSeq, a predicted model, not a curated record